AUGCAUCCAAGCACGACGCUCCCCGCCACGCUCCUCGGCCUUCUUCUUAGCUCGGCAUCGAUGGCCAGCGCGAUAUCGGAUAGAUUGACAUGUGUGCGUGAGAACGCCGGCAUAUUAGUCCAAGCAGCAGCUUGCGGGAACGAAGAUCCAGUGCGGCUGCAAGAAUGCUUCCUGUCUAUUCCGGAUAUCGUCACAACGGAGUAUCUGCAGAGCUGUUUCGUAGAAAGUGGGUGCACGAUAGCCGAAGCGACAUCAGAAGCCACGACGAUACUACAGAGCUGCGACGCAAGCGUCUCAAUCCCAGAGUUACGAAGACGUAACGCAGCACCAGCAGAAACAUCGCCAACGCCCACCCCAACACCCGCACCCGACGCCAAAAACAGCUCAUCGGGCUCCAUCACAACCAGCGGGAUAAUCGUCUCAGUCGUCCUAGCGGUCGCCGCAGUGAUUACGGCAGCAGUAGUCCUAUUCUACUACCUGCGCGAGCGGAAAGCGCGCGCCCUCGCCCGCGCACAGGCAGAAGAAGACAAGCGCAAGAGGGACGAGGCCGACGCCGAAGCCGCGCGGCGCACGUACGCGCAGGACCAAGUCCGGCGGGAGCGCGAGAGACGCCAGCAGAGGGAGGCGCUGGAAUGGGCCCAGCGGCGCGGCAGCCCGAGAUAUCCCGAGAACCCUUUCGACGACCGGAGUGCCGCUUGAGGCAGGCCAACCUAAUUCCUUCUUCGCCGAUUCAUCACGUGGUUAAUGUGGCGUUCGUUGUGCAAGUUGAGACGCAGGGACGACGCAUUCGGCUCAUUUUCAUGGCGUUUAGUCAGGUCUUAGGGCGCUUUGCUGUUUUUUUUUUGUUUUUUUUUUUGAUACCUCAUCGUCGGAGAAUAGAACUCGUUCGAUUCAUUGCAUUGGUGUUCGGGGUUUUCUGAGACUGGAUAUCGCGGCCCAUCGAGUCUUUCUUGAUCCUCAUAAUCCAAAUUUGUUCAAAAGGCUUUGGUGUUGUCGUACGACGAGAUAGACGGUAAAUAGACCAUAUCGAUAUCGAAUUCGAU
Molecule: messenger RNA, 1043 nt
Organism: Xylaria bambusicola
Lineage: Eukaryota; Fungi; Ascomycota; Sordariomycetes; Xylariales; Xylariaceae
Exons: 2
Coding region: 1-699 (232 amino acids)
Source: RefSeq, a predicted model, not a curated record